AUGUUCAACUGCUGUUCACAUGGAACCCUGCUCCACUUCGGCCUUCAAAGCUCUCGUUUGAAUAUUUGCUACUACCACCAAGAUCUGCACCUGCGGCGGCUCCACCCGGGCCCACGCCCCAGGCUUCGAGGCGCACCGCAGCGGCCCUCCUACUCGUCGCGGCCUAGCCCCCGCGGGCAUCGCACUGCCGGCGACGGCCGGAUCAACCAACACCUUUUCUGGGCUCUGAUGAGCGUCGGCAUCGGGCGCCUUAACCCGGCGUUCGGUUCAUCCCGCAGCGCCAGUUCUGCUUACCAAAAGUGGCCCACUGAGCACUCGCAUUCCACGGCGCGGCUCCACGCCAGCGAGCCGGCCCCCUUACCCAUUGAAACGGCGCCGGGGGCCGGCGGGCCCGGCCCCCGCACCCCCGCGCGAAACGCCGCGCUGCGAGGACGCCGCCCCCCGAGGGGGGCGACGCCCCCCGCCACGGCGCCGCCGACGGGGGGGGAGGAGGGCGCGGCGGCGGUCCUCUCCCUCGGCCCCGGGAUUCGGCGAGACCUGCUGCCCGGGGGCUCUAACACCCGGCAGCCGCUCGCGCGGCGCCGGGCCACCUGCCCGCCGGAGGCCUUCCCAGCCGACCCGGAGCCGGUCGCGGCGCACCGCCGCGGAGGAAAUGCGCCCGGCCAGGGCCGGCCGCCGGCCGGGCGGCGGUCCCCGCACCGGCCCGCCCCCCCCGGCCCGCCCCCGCGGACGGAGCUGCGCCGCCGCACCGGCCGACGGGGCCGGCCGGCCGACGGACGGCUUUUCCUUCCUCCCUGCCGACCCAGCCGUCCCGCCCCUACCGCCGCCCCCGCCGGCGCCCGCGCGCCGGGGGACGAGGAGGGGCGAACCGGAGGGAGAGGCGCGGAGAACGGGAGACCCCAUCCCGUAAGCGAGAACCGAAAAGGGAGCGCGGCGGAGACGGCCCCGAAGGACGCCGGCCGGGCGGCGCGCGGCGGCCUCGGCGGGGACAGAGACGAGAGAACGACGGCGCCCUCGCGCGCCGGAGACCGCGACAGAGGGGGACCGGCGAAGGAGGAGGGGGUCACAACCCCCGUUCCCCGGCCCUCCCGCCCGACGCGCGCGCGGCAGCACGGCACGGUACCCGCCGGGUACCCACCCGCAGACAGCCGCCCGCACGGGGGGGAAGCCCGGGGGCGAGGCCCGCGCCUCGCCCCCCCUCUCGGCCCUCUCUCUCUCUCGGCCCUCGGCGGCGCGCGUUCGACGCCGUCUCUCUCUCGCUCUCUCCCCGGCCGCCGCCACCGCACUGCGGCGCGGCCCCGGCGGGGACGAGCUCCACCCCAGCGGCUCGCUCCGGGAGCGGGGAGCUACGGAGCGCUCCCCGAGUCUGCAUUUAGGGGGACGAAGGCCCUGCGCGGCCGACCGCGACCGCGACGACGCCCGCCGGGCCGCAGGGAAAGGAUCGAGGCCGCCGAGGGGAACCGCUCCCCUCGCCGCGCCCCUACCGCCUUCCCUCCGGGCACCGGCCGGCCGCCGCCGCCGCCGCCCACCGCGGGCAACGGGCCUGCGAGGCGACCCCAGCCGCGCCGCCGGGGUGGCCCCCGGACGGCGAUUGAUCGUCAAGCGACGCUCAGACAGGCGGAGACGCCGCCUCGUGUGCCGUUCUUCGGAGGCGGCCCAGGCGCCCGGGCUCGGCCCGGCCUCCGCGCGGAGGGCCAGCACGGCGCGCGACGGACCGCGGGGGGCACGGCGGCCCGCCCGACCUCGAUUGCACGGGACGACACACACGCACACGCGGCCGGGGGCACGACGGCCGUCGGCCCCCGCACGCGCCGGCUCCCCUUCGCCGCGCCGCGGCGCGGCCGGCUCUCCCCAGCGGCCUUGCAACGCUCGAGACGGCACGCGCCGACGACCGCACCGCCGGCGCGCCCCCCGCGGGAACCGCUCCCGUCGGAAAGGCCAGCGACCGGCGGCCGCACCCCGUCGCCGGUGCCGGAGGCGGACGCCACCGAGACCCGAGCCGGCGCCGCGGGUGCCCGAGGCCGGCCGGGCGGCGGACCCGCCGCCGCCGCGGCCGCCCUGCCGGGCCCACCGCAGCCGCGUCGCGCCGUCGGGGCCCCUUCCCCCGGGCACGCGCCCGGCGGAAGGCGUACGGCGCCGAGCCGGGGGGCAACGCCCGCUCGCCGCGCUCCCACGCGGAGACCGGGCGGGGAAGCGCCCCCGCGGCUGCCCGCACGCCCUCCCUUCGGCCCACACGCGGCCGGGAAGGGCGACGGGAACGCGACGGGUGAGGCCCGGGCCGGGACGGCCGACGGCGCCGGAGGGCGCCGCCCGGCAGGCCGCCCCCGCCCCCCCGGGCGGGAGGGGGGGACACUCGCCGAGCGGCGACGCCGCCGCUCGGCACGGGGCCGCCCGCGCUCGCGGGCCUCCGCCGACGGAGGCACCGCCGAGCGCUCGCCCCAGACGGGGUGGGGGGGCGGUCGGGCCGGGGACGUCCGGCGGACGGCGCCGCCGGUGCGUUCGAGGAGAAGGCCGUCGAGGGGAGAGGCACGGCCGCGCCAAGGAGAGAGCGGCCAAGGAGAGAGCGCGGCGGGCGCCGGCGGCCGCAACCCCGCGGCUGAGGAAAGGCAGAGAGCGCGCGCUCUCUGCCGGCAUCGCCCCGGUUUCGAGGGGAGCGGGUCGGCCGGCCCCGCGGCACGACCACGCGCCGCGGCCUCUCCGCCGAGGCCGGGCCGCAGAGAGGGGGGGGCAGGGCGCCCCUCCCCGGCGCGGCGCGGUUACCCGCCGCCCGCGCGCGCGGCGGAGACGACGGCGGCGGCGGGCGCGCGGCCGGUGGCAACGGACACCACCGCAGGGGAUCGGCGGGAGCGGCUCCCCACCCCUCAGUGGCGCCGCGCCACCGCCCGGCGCACGCCUGCCGCCGCCGGCACCGCCGCCGCCGCCGCGGCGGGGCGCGCCGAGCCGCCCGAGUCUUUAAACCGCCGCCCGGCCCGGCGGGCCCCUUUCGGCCCCCGCGGCGUUUGA
Passer domesticus (house sparrow) is the source of this 3003-nucleotide messenger RNA. Its product is annotated as basic proline-rich protein-like. The record is from RefSeq and is a predicted model, not a curated record. NCBI's taxonomy places the organism in Eukaryota, Metazoa, Chordata, Aves, Passeriformes, Passeridae. The transcript has 5 exons. The coding region runs from base 1 to 3003 and encodes 1000 amino acids.